AUGAAUGCACCAGAUAGAUUUGAACUGUUUCUGCUAGGCGAGGGGGAGUCGAAACUAAAGAUCGAGCCGGAUACGAAAGCACCAAAUGCGGUUGUAAUAACCUUCGAGAAAGAGGAUCAUACACUGGGGAACCUAAUUAGAUCAGAGCUACUGAAUGAUAGCAAAGUACUAUUCGCCGCAUACAAAGUCGAACACCCACUGUUUGCGAGGUUUAAAAUGAGAAUCCAAACUGUGGAAGGAUACGAUCCAAAGGACGCCUUGAGAAAUGCAUGCAAUGGUAUAAUCAACAAACUAGCUGUGUUAAAAACCAAUUUUGAGACGGAAUGGAACUUACAAACUUUGGCACAUGACGAUAAUUUCGGCAUAUAG
This is a messenger RNA of Zygotorulaspora mrakii, 369 nucleotides long. It is a transcript of the gene RPB11, whose product is annotated as DNA-directed RNA polymerase II core subunit RPB11. Lineage: Eukaryota; Fungi; Ascomycota; Saccharomycetes; Saccharomycetales; Saccharomycetaceae. Bases 1 to 369 code for a protein of 122 amino acids. Gene Ontology annotation, biological process: transcription by RNA polymerase II. The record is from RefSeq and is a predicted model, not a curated record. Gene Ontology annotation, molecular function: protein dimerization activity; DNA binding. Gene Ontology annotation, cellular component: RNA polymerase II, core complex. The transcript has a single exon.